Acaromyces ingoldii is the source of this 629-nucleotide messenger RNA. RefSeq names its product 13 kDa ribonucleo protein-associated protein. The record is from RefSeq and is a predicted model, not a curated record. Gene Ontology annotation, cellular component: precatalytic spliceosome; U4/U6 x U5 tri-snRNP complex; box C/D methylation guide snoRNP complex. Bases 134 to 517 code for a protein of 127 amino acids. Gene Ontology annotation, biological process: mRNA splicing, via spliceosome; ribosome biogenesis; maturation of SSU-rRNA. The transcript has 4 exons. Gene Ontology annotation, molecular function: RNA binding. NCBI's taxonomy places the organism in Eukaryota, Fungi, Basidiomycota, Exobasidiomycetes, Exobasidiales, Cryptobasidiaceae.
CUUUCCUCGACUGCCCUUUGAAUCUAACCACCCCCAACCAUUGGCCUUCUUUGACCCGUGAUCCAUCGCGUGAGGUCUCAACCAACUUACGACCACCAACCAAGCCUCCGGACACCUGUAAAAAAAACUCAAAAUGGCUGCUGAGCCCAACCCCAAGGCGUUUCCCCUGGCCGACGCCGGCCUGACGAACCAGAUCCUGGACCUGAUCCAGCAGGCGUCGCACUACAAGCAGCUCAAGAAGGGCGCCAACGAGGCCACCAAGACCCUCAACCGCGGUAUCGCAGAGUUCAUCGUCAUGACUGCCGACGUGGAGCCCAUUGAGAUCGUCUUGCACCUGCCCCUGCUGUGCGAGGACAAGAACGUUCCUUACGUUUUCGUCCCAUCCAAGACCGCCCUUGGUCGUGCUUGCGGUGUCUCGCGCCCCGUUGUCGCCGCCAGUGUCACCACGAACGAGGCACGCGAGCUGCAGAGCCAGAUCCAGACUGUCAAGCUGGCGAUCGAGCGCCUCCUCAUCUAAGGUUCUCGGCCUUUUGGGGUAGUUCAAUGUACAGUCGAAUAGCCUCUGCCUUCAUCAAUCUGUAUUAUGUUCAGUCCCCUAAGCUCAGCAUGCGAUGGUGGAUUGAAGGGUC